Messenger RNA from Eleginops maclovinus (Patagonian blennie), 1855 nucleotides. RefSeq names its product protein FAM180A-like. The record is from RefSeq and is a predicted model, not a curated record. The transcript is spliced from 3 exons. Lineage: Eukaryota; Metazoa; Chordata; Actinopteri; Perciformes; Eleginopidae. Bases 237 to 743 code for a protein of 168 amino acids.
AGAUGUGGAUGGAAGGGUGAGCAGAGCAGUCCUGAGCACAGACAGAGGGAUUGAACAGGAGGAUGGAGAACGUAUAGAGUCCGAUGUGAGGCUGCUGAUGCAGAGGGAAGAGAAGAGAAGGCAAGCAAUGCAACAGGAGCGAGGGCUAACAGGCAGAGACACAGUGGUGGGAGAAGUUGAGAGCCCAGUUUAGCUCAAGUUAUACCAAGUAACAUCGUGAAAGUGUACAGGCCACCAUGCUGCCCUGGAGGAUGAUCAUUGUUGGUAUUUUCUACUGCUGCAUCCGAACAGGUGUCUCACGAAGUCGGACUAAAGCCCUAUUCCCAGCGUCACGCAGAAUAAAGCGAGGGCUGGGAAGUCUGGUGAACCCCACCUUCCACAAUUCCUUUGAUGACGUUCAUCUAUUAUUUGAGAUCCUGCUGGCGGGCACACAUUUUGAGGCCAGUGGAGCUUUUUCAGUGCAAGAUGCUGAGCUUGCUUCCCUCCGCAAGACAAGAAAUAUGGAAGUCAUCUGUGAAGAGAUCAUUCCCAGGAAGCUAACAGAUGUGUUUAGGCUCAUCUCUCGCCUUUCAAAUCACAUUGGUCACCUGCAUCAGGACGAUUUUGAGCGCUCCCUGUUGACUUUGGUAUACGCAGCCCAGGGGAUGGCCAAUUCCACUACUGAACACCAACAAAGCUUAUGGGCCGAGUCUUUUGUUAGUUUGUACAAAGCAAUCAAGCAGGAUCUAACAGGGUCAAACUGAACGGAUGAUGGUUUUGCUACACAUUGGUUCAAUGCAUGUUAAAUAAAUAUCCAUGGAGAUCAGUGGACAUUCCUGGUUUUUGCUUUGAGACCUACAUCUUCUAUCCCAGCAAGAUACUGAGAGAAAACCCUGUAAAAAAAACUGCUUCAUGGUAAGAUAAUGAUACAAUUAAGUAAAUAAUAAUACAUUUACUGUCACAGAAAAGUAAAUGCAAACAUGACAUGAUGUAUUUACUAUACAUAUGUUGAAUUUAAAUGCUGAAAGCAACACCAUGCAGCUACUUACAUUCAUAUGUCUUUUCAGUGCUUGUUCACUAACACCUGGCUGUGAUUGCAUUCUAAGACUGAGAAGACCACUCACAUUGAAACAAGAAAUAAUUGUUUAUACUUCAGUGGCAUGCUCUGUGAGUACAAGUGACUGUACAGAACAUGUCUUCAAGAUCAUAUAUAUGUUAUCCAGUGAAUGAUAUCAUAACCUUUUACCACAAACAAUUUACAAAGAAAUAUACUUAAACUAACCUAUUGUACCUCAGUUCCUCCCUAAAGAAAGUUCACAAAGAAUCCAAUCUCAUGCAAAUGCCAUUCGCAAAUGUCCCUCAUGGGGAAUUACACCAUGUUGUUACAGUACAGUGUCUUUAACAAAGGACAGGAGGUCCAAACUGAGCUGCCUUCGAUGGUUUCUGGAAAAAUCCAUAACAUUGCAUACUGAAGUGAGUACAGGACUCACAGGGCAACUCCAAUAAUAAUCGUUGAAGGCUCUGCAUGUCCAAGUGGCUGCUUAGGCUCCAGGGCAUUAGUAUCUGCUCCGCUUCCGUCCAGGGAGUCGGGCUCACCAGGAGGGCACAAGGGUAUGUACCGGAUCCAGGAGGAAGAAGACAAGUAAGAGCUGAUGCCAAAGGGAAUGUUGUAGACUUCUCCGCUCUCCAGUGUGUUGCUGGAGUCAUCCUCGUGAGCUUUGCUCCAUGCCAGGAUGCCUCGUUCAUGCUUUGAUCCUGUUGGACCGGUGUUAAAUUUGUUAAACCCUUCUAUCACGGUCUACUGAAGGAAUGAGAUUGUGUUAUAUUGGACAUAGCUUGGUUGUAUUUUAAUAAAGCUUGGGAAUGCUUUUCUGUG